CUGCCGGAAUCGUCCACGACUCUCAAUCACCACUCGGGUGGUGAGAUUUUCACCUUGUCCACCCCGUCAGGUCAGAGCAGUGACCUGCGCCAAGUCGCAAAGUUGACGAACCCAACCCCCCUUACGCCUUCUAACGACCGUCACGAAAUUCACGAACUCACGACCUCUUCCUCCCAGCGCCAGCAGCGGAGGCAGGCGCGAAACAUCACUCCGGAUCUACUUGAGAGACCGUCCACAGCUUCAUCCCAUCGAACCCUUCGUCGUACGCCGCGAUUCGAGGCGACCCCGAGUCCCACUCCGCAGUCAACGCGCCAAGUCCACAUCGAGGCUGCUUCGGUAGGUUUCAGUCCCAGAGCACAGCUUGCGACUGCACCCGCGCCUGCGCCAGCCCUUGCGCCCGCGGCUACCGUUGACUACGACGACCCCCGACUCGUCGCCCACGAAGACAGACGAUUUUCGCGCACGCGAAGAGUCCUUUCACAGGAUCUGAGCGAGGAUUUCCUUGAAGAAUCCUCGGACGAAGCCCCGUCAUACCGAGACCGAUCAUCCUCCUCUCCCAACAAAAGACGCGAGUCUCACCGACCUCACCGCGUCUCCAGAAACACCCGCAGCGCCAUCCUCUUCGCACUUGAAGAAGCGCUCCGACAGCCCCACCCGUUCACGCCCGACGAGAUCGAGGAAAGCGCAUCAAUGGCCGACCUUAUCGGAGGCGGCGCCGCCGCUUCCAAUGGCAAUGCGUCCAGUUCGACUCGCCGCCCGACCGGCGCGCCCAACCCUACCAGCUCGCCUUCUGGAAUUCGUGGUCCUAGAAUGAUCAUGCAGGAGCGAGCUGCCAGAGAGGCCGCCCGGCAGAAAGCCGAGCAGGAGCAGAUGCAAUUGGAGAGACAGCGAGCUGAGCAAGAAGCUCGUUUAUUGGAGGAGACUCAGAGACGGAAUGCGGAGCGCCGAGCUGCCGCCGCCGCCGCCGCCGCUACUGGCGCUGCCGGAGGAGGAUCAACUGGUGGCGCCGCCAACGUGCCCCAACAAGACCUCACCUCUCAACGCCGACCCGUAGCUAACGAUGCCCCACAACCCCGACCCGUUGCCGGAGGAAGCUCCCGCCAGCCGGCCACGUCACAGCCCCAGACUCGACCUACCCGCACAUCGUCGAUUUCACAGGCUGGCCAGCAACAGUACAGCACCACCCAACAGGGCGGCUCCACUCAGCAGCCUACCAACGUCGGCACCCAGGGCGGCCAGGAGUCGAGCGUCACUGGAUCGAGACCUAGAAAUUCCUUUCCCCACGCAUUCGAGCGCUGGGAGACCUUGUCAGCCCACUGGGAGGGUCUCACCAGCUUCUGGAUUAGACGUCUGGAGCAGAACAACCAGGAUAUUGACCGCGAUCCCGUCAAUCAGGCCCUCUCUCGUCAGGUGACCGACCUUACUGCUGCCGGUGCCAACCUGUUCCACGCCGUCGUUGAGCUGCAGCGUCUGCGCGCCAGCUCUGAGCGCAAAUUCCAGCGCUGGUUUUUCGAGACCAGAGCUGAGCUGGAGCGAUCCCAAGAAGUAAAUGCCAUGCUGGAGCGUGCCCUUGAAGAGGAGAGACGUGCUAGAGAAAACGCUGUCCAGGCCGCCAUCCAGAAGGAGAGACUUACCUCGGCGAACGAUGAACGCGUCAAAGAGAUGAAGAAGGAGCUUCAGAUCUCCAAGGAGGAGGCCCGUCGCGCCUGGGAAGAGCUCGGACGCCGUGAGCACGAGGAGCGCGAGAGAACUCAGUCUCUUCAGAGCGGCCAGCCCACCAUUGUCGGCGGUGUUCAGGUCGUGCCUAUGACGCAGGGUGUUCCGAGCCGCCAUGGCAGCUCUCGCGAUCAGCGCGGAUACCAGUCGGACUACACCGGCCAGCAGAGUGGCUACACCGGCGACUACUCACAGGCUCCGGCCAACCCGCCCGUUACGUCAAGUCCCGGCGGCAACUUCUACCAACCCGGCGAUGCAGGCCAGGAGGGUGUCAGCUACACCGGCGCUGGCUCUGAAGGCGGUUACAGUGAAGGUGAGUACGUUAUUGACGCGCAGGGCCAAUUCAUUCGCGAUUCCCAGGGGAAUAAGAUUCCCUAUGCUGUUCCGCCUUCCCCAGUUUCUGACGAAGGUCUAGAAGAGUAUGAGACUCCUGCGACCAACCCUCCUAGCGCCGGCUACUCACAACCCCCGACCACCUCCGCUGGCGGUCAACAACAGCUUGCCGAGGAUUACUCUGGCUCGGGCUACGCUGCGCCUGGCUGGGAGACCGUCCCUAGACAUCAUCAUCCGACCCGUCUCAGUGAUGUGAUGGAGGAGGAAGACGAGCGCAGCCGUGCGAGCAACAGCCAGGUUGGGCGGCAUUAG
Messenger RNA from Colletotrichum karsti, 2361 nucleotides. RefSeq lists its product as uncharacterized. NCBI's taxonomy places the organism in Eukaryota, Fungi, Ascomycota, Sordariomycetes, Glomerellales, Glomerellaceae. The transcript has a single exon. The record is from RefSeq and is a predicted model, not a curated record.